UUUGUUGUGGUGGGGCCGCCAUGGUGUGCGAGAAGUGUGAGAAGAAACUCGGUACGGUAAUCACUCCCGAUACGUGGAAAGAUGGUGCGAGAAACACUACAGAAAGUGGUGGCCGCAAGUUAAAUGAAAACAAGGCGUUGACCUCAAAGAAGGCAAGAUUUGAUCCUUAUGGAAAGAACAAAUUCGCAAUAUGUCGGAUUUGUAAGAGUUCUGUUCAUCAGCCAGGAUCUCACUAUUGUCAAGGAUGUGCCUAUAAAAAAGGCAUCUGCUCAAUGUGUGGCAAGAAGGUCUUGGAUACGAAGAACUACAAGCAAACUUCUGUCUAAUUGUAUUGACUAGUCUUUUUAUGAACUUCAUCUUCUGUGUCUUUGUACAGUAACUUUUCUCUAAACUCAUUUGUGAAUAUUACUUUCUGGAAGAUAAUACAUUUACUUGGAAUGAGAUGGGAGGUAAAGACAGCCUGUUUGUUUGCCUAGAAAUGUAUAUAAUAUUUGAUUUUUGUUGUUUUAGCACUAAUGUUAACUGAUUAAUUUAAAGAUAAUGGUUUGCAGCAACUGAUACAGUUCAAAAUGAAUGAGAUCAUAGUGGAUAGGUUGAAACUAUGUUACCGUGAUAAUAGAGAUCUUUGAGAUUAACACUCUUUUGCCAUAUUUUGAGUCUUCUGCUUGUCUGAUAGUAAUAUUUUAUAGAUGUAUAAAAUAUGAGCUUGUAUCACCUCAUUAAAGUAGCACUUAAAUUUAGUUCUAUGCUUACAGGUAUUUAUAAUUACUCUCACAUCAAACUAUUACGUCCUCCCCUCUAAGUAUUGCUCUUCAGAUUUGAAUGCAAUUGUCAUGUUGAAUUUUGUUUCUGCCUACAGUAGGGUUGGUUAAAUCACAAAUUGUUAAACUGCUGAAAUCUAGUGUGUUACUCUGCUGGUUCGUUCUUUGCCAGUAAGGCUGAUUAGCUAUUCCCUUGUUAGCAUCUAAGAAGGCUUUGGAUAUGGCAUCUUGGUAGCCCAAGGCAAUGAAAUAAUGAGCAUCAAUUUCUAAUGCCAGGUCUCAGUCUCAUAAUUUUCUAAGUUAGUCUGGCUUUUAAAUACUUGGUUUGACACUGGCUCUUGGAUUCUGUGAUGUGAUUGCUUAUAUACGUGUCAAAUUUGAAAGAUCAAAACAGGCUGCCUUCUCUUCAGCAUUGGUUUGAUACAAGACUUGAAGUGAACCUCUCUGAACAUGAGAGGCUGAGUGUGGCUCUGCAUUUCUUUUGUCCUUUGGUUACUUUCUGCAUAAGAAAGCAAUUUCUGUUAGGGAGAGUAAUAAGUGUUCACUGUGCAUGCAUUUUAGGGGAAAAGAAUGGUACUCUUAAUUCAUGGGGGGGUUUUAACUAGAUCUAUUUAAGUGUUUACUCCUCUCAGCAAUCUCCUCUUGGCAAUCUCUUAUGCUUUUGCAACUUUCUUUCAACUGUAACAGAAAAACUAUCAAUGGGAAUUUCCCUAUGAAUAGGUACUCUGGUUUAGGUUUCCUUUUGUUCUCAUAUCUGUCACUGAGACAACUGCAUGACUAAUGGAGACUAAAAAAUCGCUGUUCUUUCUGUGUGUUAGUGGGAGAAAAUGAAUACUGGGGAUAUAGUUAUUCUCUUUGCUCUUAGCUCCUGUCAUGCUGCGGUUGCACUGUAAGUAGCCCUCUAAAGGAGGUUGCCUGACAUUUCCUGUCACCCUUAACUAUCCAUUAUUGAACAUUUGUCACCGAAGUUUCUUGUUCCAAAUGUGUUGACAUCCUGCAGUUGCUAAAUUGGUCAUUCUUUUCAGCAUUUUAUAUUUACUAAGCAGCUUUGUCAGGAUAGUGGAAUGAGCUGGGUCCCCCAAAAGAAGAGAGGAAUGCUGCUGCUUUUCAUUUUAAAAGCUUCCUUAACAAUUAACCUUAACAACUGAAUGGAGGUUUGUGGAUUAGCUAGCUGGUGAUGGUUGGCAGCCUGCAAAGUUAUUUGUACAUGGUGAUGGCCAUUUGUUUCCAAAUGCAUCAAGGAAUUCUAGUAUUAGUGUACAUCUCUAUGACACAUCCUUUGUAUGCAUGAAAAGAAAAUGUCUAUAAUUGGCUUCAAGUUUUGCAGCAGAUGCUUGUCAGCAGAGCGUGUGGUGAUUUCAGGUGGCAGAUUCUCUGAUACUUUCUUAACUCUUCACCCUUUAUGAGAGUGAUCUAUAAGAUAGAUUGAUUUUUGCUGUUCUGUAAAUAAAACUUCUUUCUUGUCUUCCUAAAACUUGCCAGUAUCUAUUUCAAAAGCAUGACUUUGUAAUUCUUGAAUAUGUGGCAUGAAUUGAAUCUUUAUUGUGCUCUGUAAAUAUUGGCACUGAACGAACUCUUACCUCUUUUUGUAACUGAUUUAAGAACAACAGGGAUUUAAAUAAUAUCUUUUGUUCGUAAUUGUUUUGUGGAUAGAGCUUUUAUGCACCUGUAUCCUAUUAUGGGCAGCUGCUUUUGCAUGUUAGAAUGUAUUUUUGUUGGAAAAGGAGACAGGUUUUAGGUUUGUUCUUUUUUUUUUAAUAGUGGAUACAAACAAUGGUUUGUUAUUCUAGUGUUUUGUGCAUGCUUGGGAUCUUCCAUCUGUAGCUCUCAAACCUUCUUAGCCUCAUGAGAGAUUCAGUUCCUGAGAUCUGUAAAAUCUUCUGAUGUAACAGUCAACUUUCAGAAAAGCCUGUUUUACAAGCAUUGUUUUGGAGACACAUUGCUUUAAAUUUAGAUUACAAGCCCUCUCCUGCAACUCUGAGAUGCACCACAGUUCAAGGCAAUCUUGGCAAAGAAGCACUUAAACUUAUGUACACCUUCAGUAUGAUUGAUUGUCAUAUAAAAGCAUUUUUGUUGAUACUAAAAAUGUCUUAUUAGCAUGGGACGCCUUUCCUGAGACAUUAUGCAGUGAAAAACAAAAGAAAAUCUGUAAUGGAAAAGUUGCCAUUUUUGUUUAAUGUACUGAGAAGAACACAUUAAUGUUCCCAGAUGAUCAGACUGUCCUCUAAAUCACAGGUUACGUAAGAGUUUUGUACUGCCAAAUUUAGUAGGAUUAGAAUUUUCCUCAGUACUGCUGAAUUCCUAUACUGUCCUUGCUGUUUCUGUGUGUUCAUUGGCCAGAGCUCUUACUGAGCUCAGUAUAAGCAACAUUUUGAUGCAGAUUAUUGAGAGAAAAGAACAGAUUAGCUAUAAAAAUGUUACUGUGCCUGUAGCAGCCAGUCAGAUGAAAAUUGAACAGGAACUGUUGAAGGGUCCUUGUAUCAGGGUGUUCUCACAUUCUUCCCCAUGUUGGUUUUUUUGUUUGUUUGUUUUUGUUUGAUUUUUUUUUUUUUUUUUUAACCCUGUUCUUUCUGCUGCAGAAUCUGGAGAAAGGACCAUCCAGGAUAGUCAUCUAGCAAUACUGUUCCAAGGCAUUAGUGCUAUUUUAAUUGUUUACUUGUAUAAAUGUGGCCUUUUUUCCCCUGUUAGGUUUAUUCUGUUCCUUCAUUAUCAGAAGGAUAGCAAGAAAGACUUUCUUAUAUACAGGGAUGUCACUGACUAUUUUGCGUUCAGUUUUUCUUGAGACUGGCCCAGACUUGCACCAAAAUCUCUUAUUUAGCAAAAUAAGACAUGUACAGGUUUCAGAUGGUAAAUCUGUUGCACUUAAAUGCUUGUUCUGGUAUCACUCCUAUCAUCAGCCCAUCUCUCUGCAGUGCUUCAGAUUGCACAAGUAUUCCAGUUCUGUACUAGCUGAGCAUUGCUCUACCCAGAGACGCUUAGGCCAGAACCCUCUACCAAUCUCACUGUCAUAAAUUCUGGGCAAGAAUGACUGAUGCCUUUGUAUUAUCAGUGGAUGUAAGAGGUAUGUGCAAAAAAUAAAGAACAAUAGAUUGAAUUAAGCAGCUGCUCGAAGUAGUGCAAUGAACCAUGUUGCUAUAUUUUCCUAAUACAAAGCUGUAAGUUUUCCAGACGCAGAAAGAAUCCUCAACAUGAAAGAUUCAUUAUUCAUUGAAAGACAGUAAGCCAAGAGUAGGAGCUAUGGCUCUUUACAUGUGGUAUGGCAAAACUUAGUUUGUGAUAGGGCUUCUCCACUGAGAAUAAGAUUUUGGGGGCUAAUAAAGUCUUAAUAAACCCCCCUCAGACAAGUCAUUGUUUUCCCUGGUUUGGAACUGGGCUUCCUGAUCUCCUGUAAGUAUAUAUGGCCUAAAGAUGCAUCCCUUUCUGUCAAAUGCUUUAGAUGUUGGAGAAUCCAAGAGUGGUUUUGGGGGUGUUGCUGCUCAGUCCCUGACUUACUGGUUGCUUAAUAGAACUAUCUGUUCAGUGAGCACUGUUUCAGCAUGGGAUCAUGCAGGUAUAUCUUUUGCUUACAGUAUCUUACCAGAUCACUGGUUUAGAAAAAAAAAAUGUGGCAGGGUGCAAAACGGAAUACUGGUGACAGGAAAACUCGCCCUGAGUAUCAUGAGAGAAUGAACACAUUGCCGCAUCACAGCUGAGGUUUGCUAUUAAGCAAAAAUAUUUUUGCUCUCCCAGUCAGCAGAACUGGUUGGACAAUCUGAUAAGGCAUGAUGACAGCCCUUACAAAUAACAGACCCAAAUGUUUCUUUUAGUGAGGAUUAUAAAUGUGCCUCAUGUAGAAGACUGGUUGGUUUUGAACUGCUUGUCUGCCUCACAGACUUGUGAUUUUGUGGAAGAAGUUAUAAUCUGAAAUUAAUCAGAAACUGAUUUUUCAUUAGCUUUUAUGGAUGGGGGCCAUAGUUCGUUCGCAGAACUUGCAUGAGGUAUACAUGUGUUCAUCAUGUCUGGCUAACGCCUGCAGAAAACGUUCUCUGAGAGUUCUCUGCUGACAAGGAGUGCUUACUUCACCCACUUAAGGGCAACAGGAACAGAUGUGUUGAAGGGACCUGGAAGAAUUUGUUUGAAAUCUUGCCAAGAAAAUGAAGGAAGAACUGAGUGGAGUAUUCUCCAUGAGGCAUUGCUGAUAAAAAUUGUUCUCUUACAUGGUUCACAAAGACACUUCUGACACUUUUUUUUUUUUUUUUUUGCCUUGCUGUCAUUCAUUUGUGAAAAAUAGCAAGUGGAUUUUUCAGGCACCACUGAACUGAUGGCCAAAUCACUACCUAAUUAAGCAGACAUUUCCAGAUUGUCUUUCUAGUAAAAAACCUUUAGAAACUAUUCCUCUUUCCUUUCUGUCUCUUUCUUUGCGCUGAAGGAUGCAGACUGAAAUUAAAGAUUUUAGUGAUUCAUUAAGCAUAAGUACUUCCAGCAAAUCCAAUUAACUAUAUAUGCUUGUCUGCCAAGUGGUAUUGGGAAAACAAAUGCUGAGUGGUGGGGGUUUUUUUCUGCAUCAUCAUGGUUAUGAUGAUUAAAUAUCAGUAUUGUUAACUGUUUCAAGUCACAUGCAAACACACGGAACUCACAGUUGCCAUUUUCUCCUGGCUAAUGGGUCUCUCACAAGCAUCUUAAAAUUAUCAGUCCAGUCUUCAGGAAAUCACUCCUUGCUGUUAAUUUUCUGUUAUUCCUUUUGCUGCUGUAGAAGGUAAAGAUUUUAAGUUUGUACAGCUCCCAGAUUGUGUCAUGGACACUUACUGUUCUGAUAUGUUUACUAAUGUUCAGUAACACAUUAGUGCGACUGAGAUGAUGUGUGACAAAAGGCAUGGCUCUCAGGGAGCUGGCGUCUAGCCCAGUCCAAUUGUCAUCUUUUAUUGAUUAAAAUAUUUAAAUGCAAAUUGCAUUAAGCAAAGACUUUACUCUGCCGUCUUAAAUCUCUGUCUUUCUAUGGAAGGCUUUUGAUAAAAGCAAUGAUGUGACAUUUCAGUGAUGAAUAGCUUCCUUUUAUGGCUUCCAAAAUGAUUGUUUCCUAAAGGAUGGGAAGUAAGCAAAAGUGAUAUAAGGGAAGGGUUAUCUAUAGAUUUUCAGAUUUGUUUUGUUUUCAGGUAGUAGUCCCUAUUUAUUAGAGUUUCAUAGAAAUCUUUGAAAGUUCAGGCAUAUUUUGUGUAUACAGCAGUGUCAGCCUGAAUUUGAAGAGAGCCUGAAGCAGUGACUGAGAGAUUAGUUCCUCUAAGCUUAAAAUAGAUCCUUGUUUGGAUAGUGAGAUAUUAGUAACAUUAAUUGCUGCUGUUCUCAACAGAACACAUAAAAUCCAAAUUCGGAAGCUCACCAAAGUGGCAUAUUUCCCAGCCUAGGUUAGGAACAGCGGACCGAUAAGUAGAUCAGUAUGGAUUUACAUAGACUUGGGAGGGCUGCAGCGAAGAAGGGGGGGCAUCAUGCGCUCGUUUCAUGUGGCAUCCUGCAGUGCUGUUGUGGAGGCCUCUGGCAGAGAGGUUCCAUGUGCCUACCUGGGUGGUAGCUAAGAAAAAAAGUGUUUGCUAGUGAGGGCAGCAGAAUUCAGGCUUUAGGAGUCAAAGUGUUCAAAUUUAAUGUCUCGCAGAUUCUAAACCAUUACAAAUAGUGAACUGUGUGAGUGAAUCUUUGAAGCUUCUAGGAAAACGCUGUAGAGAAGAGCGAAAGCAAUUGAUUUCUUAUGACUUGGCUGAUAGUACUCACUCCUGAUUAUUUCUGUUUUGCCCAGAUUUCCUGUUGUAACUACCUCUCUGCACCUGGCUAACAUACAAGCAUAUGGCAUUGCUUAACUUUAAGUGCAGCAUUGAUAGUUGCACUGAGGAAAAAAAUAGACAACCAGGCGUUAUAGUAUAUGAAGGAAAAAAAACCCAGGUUCUCAAGACUGUCAGAUACAUUCAUUAUGAAGAGAAAACUUUUAAAUUUUUUUUAUCCAGCUAAAUUAGAAACAAAUGAUCAUACAAAUAUUAAGGAUAUAAACUAGCUUGAAAUCUCCAUGCCUUUUUAUUCUAUAAAAGAUUUCUGUAUUGGAUUUUUUUUUCAGAAACAGCUGGGUGCCAGGGACAAUUUUUUUUCAAGGUUAAGCUUGUUUAAGCAAAUAAUUAAAAGUUUCAAAUCCUGACUAUAUAUGGCAAGGUCAUGAAGAUUGUUUGGAGGUGAAUGUAGCCAGGUUUUGACAAGUGUGUCUGUCACACGCUAGCUGUGCAAGGCAAUUUUAUAAAGACUGCUCUACCAUAAAGUGCCAUAUGCUUUGGCUUUAUUCCUGCCUUUAUAUUCAUAAUGAAAAAAUCAAUGUUUAGAUCGAGGGAGGAAAUUGUAGUACUAGCAACAGUAAAAGUGUGGGGAGCACAAGCGCACGCUGCUGUCAUUGAGCGCUUGGUAAGCAUUGCUUUUCCCUCACAAUGCUGUGCAAGGUAGAUAAAUACAAACCAUUCAGCUGAUUUGUCCAAGGCUGCUGAGGAAGUUGGUGUCAGGUUGGGGUUAGAACUCAUUUUAAAAUAAGUGACCUAUGUAGAUUGCUAGGAGAUGGCUUGCAUGUGUGUGUCUGUGUGUAAUGCUUUCAAUGCCUGUAUGACCAGGGCAGACUAAGACAAGAGUUUGACACAAAGAUCCCUUUAAUGAAAGAGUUAGUUCAUUUGGAAAACAAAUAGAGCAUAGUUUUCAUACAGGAUUUUUUUCCCUUCAGGUCCAUUGAAACAGUUUUCCAUAACAUUUUAUGUGUGUGUAUGUGGCUGUAAGUUUCAUCACCAACUUCGGGCUAUACUCCUCUUUUAUUUGUGUAAACACUUUCUCUGUAUAAUUGUUUGGUUUUCAGCAUUGAUUAAAGUUAGGCAUUGAACAUUUCAUACAUAAUACUGUCAGUUUAACUUGUUCUUACUUGGAGACCUAUGGGUUAUGAUACAUUACCCCAAUUCUGCCAAAGAUUAAGGCAUAUCCAGGAUGUUGCAGGACAGUGGUUUCUCAAGACAAUGGGUCAACAGGAUUAUAGUGCAUUGAGGAACACACAACUGUGUCUCCAAGUACGUUUGCAUGUGAGAAAAGUUGUAUGUAUAAAAUCAGUAAAACUAAGAAUGCUGAAGAAAGGGCAGCUAUUAAAAUAAAAAUAAUCCGAUAGGAAAAAACCCAAACAUCUACAGAACUUUUGAUUCAAAUUCAGGUUAACAGUCAGAUUUUGCCACUCUUCUUGAUGUGGAAGAGUAUCUUUUCCUCUAAGUAUGGCUCCUAGUUUGGUUCAGAGUUGCAAAUAUUUAAAGGUAGUUAGGGACCUAAUUCCCAUUGAAGUGGUUUCACUGAGAAUGGGUGCUCACAUCAAACUGUGUAAUAAGGUACAGCACAGAAUGAAUAAGGUACAAAAUGUGGCAUAUUAGUAACGGUAUAUAAAAAUGUCACUUGUUCCGUCUAAUUUGCUGUUACUGCAGGUUUAUUUCCAAUAAAGCUUUAAUAAAAAUUCAGUUUGCUACUAUCAGGUAAAUAGAAAUACAAUGGCAGCUGAUCUUUUCCCUAUGCAUAAGGAUCUGGAAAGACUGUUUGAUCCCAGAGAUCUUAAGAAACAGCAUUGUGUUACCUUGUUGGUUCUGUAUUCCCUUCAAAAAGUGGCAAACAGGACUUCCGAGCUGUAAUUUCCAGCUAGCGAUAAAUAAAUUACCUUCUCAGGAGGAACGAGGCAGCCUGUUAACUGAUGAUUGAGCAUUUUCCAUGUAUCAGAACAGGUUGAUAGUGCAGUACUGACUUACUCUAUUAUUUUAAGUUGCAUGGUAUAUCAUUGCAUGAUACAUACAGUAUAUCAUCCAACCCUUUUCCAGUCCAUCCUAGGAAAUUGGUUUAGUUUAAGGAAAAGGAUUAAAAAUACUUUUUGAGGGCUCAGCAAAACAGCUUUGUCCUCCUCUUUGAAUCCUGCAGAAGGCUAUGCAACACUUCUAUGUAUUUGAGAGGCCUAAUUUCAGGAUGUAGAAACAUUCGUGCAGAGGAAAGGGGCAGUUCUGGAGAAGAACGUCUCUCUGCAGCCACUUAUCCAUAUUUCAUCAUAGCCCACUUAAUGAAAUUUCUGCUAAUGACUUUUAGGAAUGGGCACAUAAUUGCUUUGCUGUUUUUCCAGUGGGCUAUGACUUCCAAAGGGUAGCUUUCCAGACAGCAGUUUCUGAAGUACUGUGGCAUGCUUGUCUUGCCAUGCCAGCUAGGAAUUUUAGCUUGUACCCUAAUUCUGCCAGCCAGAAAAGAUCGAGGACAGUAUGGAAGCAGAUUACAUCAAUUUUGUGCCUCUGGCUGUUCAUAGGGGGAAUGCUGGCUGGGGAGACCUGUAUUGGGUUUGUGGGUUUGGGUUUGGUUUUUUUUUUUGAUCAAAGCAUCUUUUGGGAAGUAACCCAUAGAAUCCUUUGAAAUGGGACAGAAUCCUCAGGAGCAAGGAUUAAGGGUCUGUAUCCUCAAAGGUGUGUGGUCAUCCAGCUCUUACUGAAAUCUGGGUAAUGCCUGAGUAUCUUCGGGAAUAUGUUGUCAAGUUUGUCUUCUGUAGGCUUUGUUAGUAGUUGGGAUGAGCUGGUUUCAUUUUGAUUUCUUGUGUGGGGAUGAGUAGGUAAUUUUAGAUUCUGGCUAGUAAAACGUUACAGUGGCAUUAUGCUGCAAACAGUGAGAGAACACCUUGUCUGGCUUUUGUUGGGUUGCUAUGAAUUAAAUACUUUUAUCCUUUAGCAAGAAUUUCAGGAGACUGCAAGGUGCUAACAAGAAGUGCGAAAAAAGCUGUGAAAUAGCUGUUUCUCUUGUACAGAUUCUCCAAACAUACCACACAUGGUAAUCAGUGUCUGGCAAUUGUUUUUACUGUUAGUGCUGUCAAACUGAUUCGGAAUAUAUUUCCAUUUAAUUCUUGAUCAGCAUGAGAAAAUUCUUCCUUGGAUUUUGGAUCUUCUUGCAAGACUGUAAGAAUAAUGCUGGUGACUGUCCUGCUGUUGGUCAGCACUGAGCAAUACCAUGCGUAUGUGUCCACAUAGUGAUUUGUUAAAUGUUCAACCUUUGUUUAAUAUUCUAAAAUAUUAUAUGCCUGGAUAAAAGUUCACAGGAGUAUCAUUCUUAACUUCUGAGAACAGCUCUGAAAUGAACUGCUGUUUUUCAGUAGUCAAUAUUUAAACAUACUUCAGUUAAUCAGAAAAUCAAUGUAUCAGCCACUGUGUAUUCCUCUUCCCUAUAAGAACUAUCUGCCUUUUAUCUCUAGAACGGAGUUCACGGAGGAAAUCUGGCUGAAGACAUGUUCCUCCUCUUCAUCUUGGGAACUUGAUACCUAGCAACUUUUAGGUGUUAAGACACAGCUUAGGUAGCUUCUCACUCAGAUUGUUGCUUUUUGAGGAUCUCAUCCCAGCCAAUGCCACACAGGUUUUUGUGCAGGAGAGCUGCAGUGCCAGUCUCAAGGCUGAAGAUUGCAUUGCACAUGAGUUGGCCUAACAGCGAAGCCCUGGAACACCGAUGUCUCUUUUGGGGAGCCAGCUGCAAAUGACUUCACCAAGGUCAUGGCAUCUGGGUCAUUUAAAAAAUCAGCUUCAGGAGCUGGCUCAAAAUCUCCCCUAAAAUCUCCCAAAAGGGAGAUGACAGUAAUACACUGGGACAGUGUAACUCUUCCUGACACAGCAGGCACUAUGCUUGAACACCAGCGAUUAUGUUACUUCUACAACUGUGGGCACCCCAGCAGGUUUCAGAGCUUCAGUGACUGUAAGAGCAGUCUGUUUCAUAAACUGCUCUUAAACUAGAGGAAGAAAAGUAGGAUCUUGCAAACCCUAUUGUUCCUGCCAGUACUUGUGAAGUAACAUUGAGAUGGUCCUCCUCCAGGUACACACCAUCAAAUUCUGACACCAAGUAACUGAGCUCUUGUGCUAGAAGCAUUUCUUCAAUGCUUUGGAGAGCCAGUAAGUGUAGUGCAAAUGAGGAGUACUGGGCUGGCAGCUCUAAAGUUCUGAGUAUUUAAAAAGGUGUUAUCCUGACUACUAGUGAAUAUAAAUGAUUGCACACCACCAUAUGUAAUCUGAUUAAAAAUGACUUACACAUCCAGGCCUGUUUAUAAUAUCUUGUAUACUAGUUACCAUUACUAUAUUAUUCUUUUCAGAAUUCUCUCUCAAAAUAUUUGAGUUUGUUUGGGGUUUUUUUUGUAAUACUCAGCUGCUAUUGCAGCUUAGAUUAUGUGGCUGUUAUGGCAGUUCUGGGGUGCAUUCAAAGAAGGCAUUAGGGACUCCCAGUCCUAUUAGCAUAAGCCAGUGAAGUACAUGCCUCACAUCCUGUGGUUUGGCUAUGGUUGAACUGAUUUGCUCCUCCCCUCCAGCCCAGUCUUUUGUCAGGCUGGAGUUACACUAGGACCCACUUAUUUAAUACAUGUAGUUUAUAAAUGUGGUUACAAUCUUCUAUGGUUAGCAUAUGAAAACAUCUGCUUUUUCUGUGUGACAUCUGUCAGCCAACACAAGGAGAUCAUGUUUUACCAGUGUGAUCUAUUUCCAGUGCAUUAUCAGCCUUGCUAUCACAGUUAUAAAGCAACCUCCAAUAUCACAG
Molecule: messenger RNA, 11318 nt
Organism: Egretta garzetta (little egret)
Lineage: Eukaryota; Metazoa; Chordata; Aves; Pelecaniformes; Ardeidae
Gene: CRIPT
Product: CXXC repeat containing interactor of PDZ3 domain
Exons: 5
Coding region: 21-326 (101 amino acids)
Biological process (GO): cytoplasmic microtubule organization
Cellular component (GO): dendrite
Molecular function (GO): PDZ domain binding; microtubule binding
Source: RefSeq, a predicted model, not a curated record